AUGGAAUUUCCAAACACGCCUAGUCUAGUUAUUCCACAUGGUUCUCAUUCUUCAGGAAAAUGUGGCUAUUGUAAACAACAAAAUACCGAUGAACAAAAAACAACAUGGGGUAUGACAGCUGAACAACUCACUGUAUCGGACUAUCAAUAUUUGAUUGAUCGUGGCUGGCGUCGUUCAGGGACUUAUUGUUACAAACCUUUGAAUAAAGUCACCUGUUGCCCAUCAUACACAAUUCAAUGUGAUGCUUUAAACUUCCAGCUGAAACGUUCACAUAAAAGAGUGUUGAAGAAUAUGUGCGAUUUCUUGAAGUAUGGAAAAUUAUCCAAUGUUAAGAUAGUAGACAAUUUGGAGCCGGCUAGUACACCUGAAAGAAAUGAUCAUUGUGAAGGAAUUCCAACAGACGAAGGAGCAGGAGAUCUUCGGGUAUUAUCGACUCAAAGUGUCACUGGAAUUCAGCAAGACAGAAGGCAAUCGGAACAACAUUGUGCUGUCGACCAAACAGAUUGUUCUGGUGAUAAAGUGGUCUCGUCGUCGUCAUCAGCAUCAUCAUCACGCUUUGAUGGCGGUAGUUCCAUUUCAAAUAUUGAUUAUACUAAGAAUUAUCCUAAAUCCCCACUAACAACGAUACCGACAGCGACAGCAGCAGGCGAUGGAGUUCCUGUUACAUGUGUUAACAGUCAUAGUAAUACUAAUACUACUUCUAAUAGGCCAACGAAAGCUCAUGUUCGUCGAUGGAUAGCAAAACAAGAACAUUUACGUCAAAGAAGUUUAAAAGAGAACCGUUCAUACGAAACUUUAUUACAGGAGUAUUAUUCAAGACGCCAAAAACGUUUAGAGAAGAAUAAACCGAAACAAGUAGAAGAUUUUCUCCAACGUGAACCAUCCAAAGGUGAAGGGAAACAUUUUCUUGAAAUUCGUUUAAUACGUACAACAUUCGCGUUCACAGAUGUAAAUUAUGAAUCAGCUUUAAAAUUAUCUCAUAAAAUUUAUGAACAAUAUCAAAUUCAUAUUCAUAAAGAUGAUAUCAAUGAUUGUAAUUGGGAACAAUUUAAACGAUUUUUAAUUAAAUCUCCAUUAGUAUUGGAUAAUCCUGAAUGGAAUUCCACCCUUACCCCUAUGUUUGGUUCAUAUCAUCAACAAUAUUGGCUUGAUGGUGAAAAAAUAAUUGCUGUCGGUGUAAUCGAUAUCCUCCCGAAGUGUCUUUCAUCAGUUUAUGUUUUCUAUGAUCCACAAUAUGCAUUUCUACAUCUUGGCACGUAUACAGCACUGCGUGAAAUUGCUUUCGUUCGACAGUUGGCCAGAACUUCUACUAGUACUAAUGAUCCAAUGUAUUCAAAUUUCAAAUCAUAUUAUAUGGGUUUUUAUAUCCAUUCAUGUCGUAAAAUGUCCUAUAAAGCCCAGUAUACACCAGCCUAUUUAGCUUGUCCUGAAACCUACAAUUGGUUGCCUAUAGCGGAAUGUUUAAAAGCAUUAAAUGCCUCACCAAAUAAAAAGUAUGCUCGUUUCUCUGAUUUGUCGGCUGUUGAUCUCAAUGCUAUCCCUAAAUGUAUUGAUAUGGAUACGUUGGAUUCACAAAUAUACUUUUGUAUUAUAUAUAUGAAUGAUAACGAAAAUGACAGUGGUGGUGGAGAUGAUAACGCCAAUUAUAAUGAUAAUAAAUCUCUAAGAUCUCCUCCAAUCUCAUUGAAGGCGUUACGUUCACGUUUAAAUCGGCGGUCAAUACCAAUAUUUCGUGAAUGGGCUAAACUUUUAGGCAAUCGUGUAUUAUCUGGACAUUUUCAAAUUAUAAUUCAUUCUCAAUAA
Molecule: messenger RNA, 1803 nt
Organism: Trichobilharzia regenti
Lineage: Eukaryota; Metazoa; Platyhelminthes; Trematoda; Strigeidida; Schistosomatidae
Source: the annotation of a GenBank genome assembly